ACGCUCGCCUUCCGAACGUAGGCCAAGAUGAAGCUUCUAGUGGCGACAGCGUUGCUCCUCUGCGUGGCAGCAGAUGCCUACCAUACUUCCCAACACAAGCUUCUUGGUCCCAUGUUCCAAGUGGGAAAAAUCCACUACUACAACUUGACAAUGGACAUCAGCGCCGGCAUCGCCGGAAUCAGCGCACAAACCGCCCGAUCCAGGCUCAAUGCUGAACUUGCCAUCAGCGCCAAAUCGCAGAAAGAUCAUGUACUCAAGUUGACGAACGUGAGGGUGAGCGGCUCUCAAAAGUCCGUUCCCAGCUACUCGACCUACCUUCCUUUGCAACCAGACAGUACCUUGGAAAGCCACCUUUCACUUCCCGUAACCUUUACGCUGGAAAAAGGACAGGUAACCAGCUACAGAAUGAGCAAUGAUGAGACCUUGGAAACUAGGAAGAUCAAGAAGAGUAUCCUGAGGAUGAUCGAAAUGUAUGUGGAUGAAAGCUCAGUCAAACAGAUGGAGACCAGAAACAUUGGCGAAAUCCCAGUCACUUACAACCUGACCAGGAAAAGUCCAUCUGGUGAGUACCAAUCCCACUACAUUAUUACCGCCAGUCCCUACCCCAAUUUCCCCAUGGAGACCAACGUCUACAACAUCAGUCGUUCCGACAACUACGAAAACAUCCGAUACCCCGGCCACAAGUUCCACCACAACCUCAAGCAACAAGGAUGUGCCGAAGUUUGCAGGAAAGACUGGAAGGACAACAAGUAUGGUGCUGGAUGCCCAAGUGGAUCCGAGCCACACCAAUCGCCAGUUAAGCUGUACUACACACACCACCACCACUUGGCUGCUAAACGAGGAGUUAUGGUCCCAGAAAUCAUCGAAGUUACUGAAACUCACGUGGCCAACUACUACGACCAAGACAUGAAGAUCUUCAUCAGGUCUUAUAUGCGCCACAAGACUGUCACCGACAGAGGAAGCCUUCCUGAACCUAAGAGUGAAAUGCAGAUAUACACCGACUUGGAAGAUUACGAACAAGAAAUCAACAAAGGAGAGAUCAACAAUUUCUGCCAAUACGAGAGCCCAAGGUUGGCCAUCGACGUAGCUAAGAAGCUCAUCAACGAAUUGACUGACAUCGUCUUGAAGGGCGACUUACAAGAUACCCGAUCCAGCUUCAUCGGAGAGAAACUUGUCCUGCUGCAGAAAGCCUUGCAGAAGAUCUCAGAGAAUGAUAUCGAAAAGAUUGAAUCUGACAUCCCCAAACUGGGCACCUUAACUCAAGCUAGUGACAAAGACAGGAUCAAGAGACAAAUCUGGACCAACAUUUUGAGCGUCGUCGGCAGCAAGCAAUCCGUUUCUUACAUUGCUUCUUACAUCCAGAGGAACGUUGGUCGGGAUUUGACAGUCUGGGAAUCCAAGGAGAUCUUGGAAUCUUUGCCCGAGAACAUUCACGAGCCUUCGGAACAGAACAUCAGGGACCUUAAGAAACUGUGGGAGGUCAGCAAGGUAAAGGAGCACCACAUUCUCCACUCAGCCGCUUACUUGACCGUCAGCAGGGUCAUCAAGAGCCUGUGCGAGGAGGAACUCACCAACUCAGAGGAUCAGGCCUCAUCAUGGAUGAGUGACUACUACCAAGUCCUCAGGAACUUCAGACUUGCCCAAUCCUCCGAAGCAACAUCAUCAGUGAAAUGCCCCAAAUCCUUGGUCAGCGAAAUCGUCCAGAACAUUAUCCAGAAAUGGGAGAGCACAGAGAGCAAGCAAGAAAAGGCCGUCUACAUCCAGGCUCUUGCACACAUUAGUACACCAGAAGCUCUGCGGCAGUUAGCUAAAUACGCCCUCGGAAUUGCAGACGACAUUCAGAAAUACACUCCAAGCCAAGCCACCUUCUUCAGGACCCUGACUCUGAGCACCCUUCACAGAGCUGCGAAGAAAAACCCACAAGCAGUCUUGAGCAUUGUGGCCCCCAUCUACUUCAACAAGACAGAAGAACCCAAACUGAGGGCUGCUGCCUUCAGCAUCCUUCUCAGGAGCCAACCUUCUCGAGAACUGUUGGAACACGUUGCCCACGACACCUGGUAUGAGACUAGCAAGGAAGUCGGAAGCUACGUCACAUCUUCUCUUGAAUAUCUUGGAAACUCCACUCUGCCAUGUGACCAACUAGUUGCUCAGCGCAUCAAGAUGGUUAUCUCCCAAGCCAAGCGAUUCGAUAUUGGAAUUCAUCACGCCAAGAGCUACCGCUCCUCUUACUACGAUGAUUCUCGUUUCUUCGCCGGCGAAGGAAAAUUCGAGUACACUCCAAGCAACGAAUCCAUCAUUCCCAGUAACAUUUAUCACUCCCACACCUACUCCGUCAGCAACCUUAAGGGUAUCUUCUUGCAGAAUGGAGUAAACAUUCAAGGUUUGACUCAUGAAAUUAUCGAAAACUACCUUGAGACAUUCGGACUCAGAAUUGGAAGGCCAAUUUCACCAUCAAAGGAAUCUGAUCUUUUCAAAGAGCUUCAACUUGAGAACAUUGUGCCAGAAAAAUUCAGAAUGACUCUGAAACAUCGCUUAUUCUACCAAAGUUCUUUCUAUUACAUCCAGAACAUCAUGAAAGACAUUGCUCCAUUAAAGGAACACAUCGACAAGUACUUCAGGGCUUCCGGAAACAACUUCAAAGGAACCUGGUUGAAGAUGAUGAUUCCUUCUGCCAUGCACACAAUCAGCAUCGCCAAGACCAUCCCCUUCCCUGUUGAGACUGAGAUGAGACACCCAAUCCUGGUCGCCAUCAGCAUCGAAAACCAAAAAAGGAGCCGAAAGCUAGAACUCAGGACGAUGCACAUUUUGGUCAGAUUCAGUGUCUACGGAACAAGAAUGCUCACCAGUCAAAUCCUUGCCCUCCGCGACUGCAAAGACGUGGGAACCUACUACGAAGAGAAAUUUGCAGCAACAAUCCCAGUAGAAUUGGAAGUGGAUGUGGAACAAUGGAACAGAAUAAGUGUUGAAUACACCAUCAAACAACUGCCGAAGAAAGUUCUCUGUCUCAGAGCUGAGGCCGGAACCUACGCAGGGAAGAAGAGCUUAGAAUCCCUGCCACAUAUGUCUGAAAGAGACCCAAUCCAGACCGUGCCAUCUCCGUUCAAGCAUGAACAGAAAUUGAACAUCGUUGGUCUUCCCCCGAUCCACGUCAAUGCCUACACUGAAAACAUCCUCGAAUUCAGAGACAUCCCCACGACAGUACAAGAAACACAAGAAUGGGUUACCAAGAAACUGAUGAACGCAGGAUGGAGACAACGAUCCGUCAACAUCACCAUGAACACCGAUUCCACCUACUGGCCGGCUAACAACAAGGUCUCCUUCAAAUUGAACUACGACCAAGAGAAUGUAUUCCCUGGACAAAGCAACAUGUACCAGUCCCAAGCACAUCAAUACAGAGAACACCAACACCAAGCAACUGGAUCAGACGAAACUGAAGAUGACAUCGUGAAGGAAAUGAAAUUCGAUGAGAAGGUCAGCCCCGGGAAAUCUGGAGAUUUCGUCGUAACUGCCAAGAAAAUCUACCACAAGUUGAUCUCUAGGUACCCUCACAUGCGCCACAUCGUCGAUUUACAAGUUUUGAGCUCAACUGGAUCCAACAAAGCUGUUAUCAAGGCCGUGUACAACCACACCAUGGGAAGACACCUCCACUCCUUCCACGUGGACGCCAAGGUUAACUUGAAGAGGUUGCCCACACCAAUUGAAAUCAGUGCCGACCAUCUGAUGGGAUUCCACAACAGACUAAACGAGUUUAACUUCGACAGGAAAUCCUACAAAAACCAGAUCGGCCUAUUUUUGAGCACUCUCAGUCAACACCACGCCGAGCCUUAUGACAAUGUUGACAUUGUAGCCCAUGGUUCCAUGCAGCGCAUUCCAGGCUCUAAGAUUCUCAACGAUUUGUUGGUUAACAAGUUGGAUGAAGAAGAAUUCUUGCCAGAAGAUUACGAGGUCUGUGAAAGGCACACACGAGAGGGCAAAGGCUUGUCUCAAGAAUGUCAACGCAGCAUCAGGGAACUGUCACACUACAACAAAUACAAGGUUCAAGCCACAUGGACUGAAGGAAAAUUACCUGCCUUUGUCAAAACAAUCGCCAAGAGGAUCGAAUGGAUAACUCGCGUGGUGGCUUUGGGAAAAGUUGAAGUGACUGACAAGCCAGAGACACCCAGAGAACAAAGCAUCAACCUUGACGUCACUUACAUCGACAAACUGACCGACGAACCAUUGAUCGACAUCGUCUUGGAAAAGCCGAAAGAAAUUGUGAAAUACCACAAAAUCAAGGCAGGAUUCAUCCAGCCUCUUUCCAGCAUCGACAACGUUCUCGACAGCUACAUUUUGGCCGCCACCAACAACUCAUACCCAGCCACUUGCCAUGUCAUGCAGAAAUACUGGACCACUUACGACCACGUGACUCAUCUUCUUCCCACCAACAAAUGCCAAUACCUCAUCUCGGCCCACUGCGCUGAGCAUAAGAAGUUCGUUGUCUUUGGCAAGACUCUGGACUCUCGGGAAAACACCAAGGAAAUCACUCUUCACGUAGGAGAGCACACCUUAGUCCUGAGCCCGAAAAGAGCUUUAACAUAUGAAGUGAAGUUCAAUGGACAGAAGAAGACCAUCCACCCACUUAAACCACAGCAACUUGGUGAUGAGGAAGUCCAAUUGUUGGUAGUGAUGAACACCGCCGUACAGGGAUCCUUCUUAGAAGUUUACUACCCAUACAUUAGCCUGAAGCUGACAUAUGACGGAAAGAACGUCAAAAUCCAAGUGCCACCGACAUUCAAAGGAGAGUUAUGUGGUCUGUGCAGUUCAUUCGAUGGAGAAGUUACCCGCGAAUUAUUUGCUGCCGACCAGUGCCUGUACUCCAGAUUAGAUGACUUCAUCAAGAGAGCUAUUGUCAACCCAAGAGAAUGCGAACAAAGCAUUGAUCCAGCCGCAGAGCCCCUGUGUUACUCCAAAACUGGCUCACGUAUGCACUCUGACACCGUUGAAACAAGAAACAUUGUCCAGUACAAAGGAGACCAAAUCUGCUUCUCCAUCCUGCCCAUUGGAAAGUGCUUGAGCGGAGGUCAGCCCAAGGUGGCUGAUGAAGUAGAAAUCGGAUUCCACUGCCUACCCAGGAGGGACAGCACAGCCCGAAGGUUGGCAGAGGAAGCCAAGACCAGAGUGUUGGAUGUCAUGCGCAGCAAGAGCGUUGACUACACCGAAACAGUGAUCUCAGCAAGGAAGUGCUAACCGAGAAAGGACUAUGAACUUAUUUAAUGAAAAAAAAUCAAGAAUUGUCUGCUGUUCAUUUUUAGGGAUUAUUUUUCAAUAAAACUGCAAACGCAAA
Molecule: messenger RNA, 5323 nt
Organism: Uloborus diversus
Lineage: Eukaryota; Metazoa; Arthropoda; Arachnida; Araneae; Uloboridae
Biological process (GO): lipid transport
Molecular function (GO): lipid carrier activity
Source: RefSeq, a predicted model, not a curated record